GCAGCAGCAAGGAGCAGGACCAUCGAUCCGAGACAGCUCUGGGAAGCGGACGCUGAGCUGCCGACACACAGAGAAGCUCACUCCCAGACCCCUUGAUGCACAACCACUGCGCUCCAGCCCUCUCGAGCACUUAGCCAUCUGACCUCAGAACGAGAAGCAUCAGAGGAACAGAGAUAUCUGAGAAAGAGGGAUAGGAACAGGGAGGGAUGACGGCAGAGUCAGGCUGAGUUCUGUUAUCCCCGCUUUCCCAGAUCUAGGAUCCCCCCGCGCACAAAAGCACACGGCAGGCACAGAGACACACUCACACACACUCAAGCACGCACGCGCACGCGCCCCCCACCCGACCGACCGCCUUCUUGCCUCCCUGCCUCCCCGCCUCCCCACCUCCCAGCCUCCCUGGCCGGACGAUGGAUCCCUGCAGAUCCCUGGGCUGAAAGCACAGCGCGCCGAGCCAAGCCGGACAGAGCUGAACCGAGCUGAUCGGGCGGGCGGGCAGAGCAGGACCGGGCGGGCCGCUCCCUGCAGGCUCUGCUAGGCGCGGCGCAUCGGCCGGGGGCUCUCCCGCUCUCAGCCAUGAGCCCCUCCGUGGUUCAGCGCUGAGCAGGCGUCUGGUCCCAGCUAUCCAGGACCUGCUGCAGACCGCUGGGCUCCCGGAACUACCCCAGGAUAUUCCCUGGGCAGGAUGGAGCUGAAGGCAGAUGAGGAAGAGGUGGGUGGUGUCCAGCCUGUCAGCAUUCAGGCCUUUGCCAGCAGUUCCACCUUACACGGCCUGGCCCAUAUCUUCUCCUAUGAGCGGCUAUCCCUGAAACGGGCACUGUGGGCCCUGUGCUUCCUGGGUUCCUUGGCAGUGCUGCUGUGUGUGUGUACGGAGCGUGUACAAUUUUACUUCCACUACCACCAUGUCACCAAACUGGAUGAAGUGGCAGCUUCACACCUCACUUUCCCUGCUAUCACCCUGUGCAACCUUAACGAAUUUCGCUUCAGCCGAGUCUCCAAGAAUGACCUGUACCAUGCUGGUGAGCUGCUGGCUCUGCUCAACAACAGGUAUGAGAUACCAGAUACUCAGAUGGCAGAUGAAAAACAAUUGGAAAUGCUACAGGACAAGGCCAACUUCCGAAACUUUAAGCCCAAACCCUUCAACAUGCUGGAGUUUUAUGACCGAGCUGGACAUGACAUCCAUGACAUGUUGCUGUCCUGCCACUUUCGGGGUGAAGUCUGCAGUGCUGAUGACUUCAAAGUGGUCUUUACACGCUAUGGAAAAUGCUACACAUUCAACGCAGGCCAGGAUGGGCGGCCACUGCUCAAGACUAUGAAGGGUGGGACAGGCAACGGGCUAGAGAUAAUGCUGGACAUACAACAGGAUGAGUACCUGCCGGUCUGGGGAGAGACGGAUGAAACUUCCUUUGAGGCUGGGAUCAAGGUGCAGAUCCACAGUCAGGAUGAGCCACCUUUCAUUGACCAGCUAGGCUUUGGUGUAGCUCCUGGGUUCCAGACCUUUGUGGCUUGCCAGGAGCAACGGCUCAUCUACCUGCCUCCACCCUGGGGUACUUGUAAAGCUGUUACCAUGGACUCAGAUUUCUUCGAUUCAUACAGCAUCACAGCCUGUCGAAUUGAUUGUGAAACACGUUAUCUAGUGGAAAACUGCAAUUGCCGCAUGGUGCACAUGCCAGGUGAUGCCCCAUACUGCACACCUGAGCAAUAUAAGGAGUGUGCAGACCCUGCUCUGGAUUUCCUAGUGGAGAAGGACCAGGAUUACUGUGUGUGUGAAAUGCCCUGUAACCUGACUCGCUAUGGAAAGGAGCUGUCCAUGGUCAAGAUUCCCAGCAAAGCCUCAGCCAAGUAUCUGGCCAAAAAGUUCAACAAGUCGGAGCAGUACAUUGGGGAGAACAUCCUGGUGCUGGACAUCUUUUUUGAAGUCUUGAACUAUGAGACCAUUGAACAAAAAAAAGCUUAUGAGAUUGCAGGACUCCUGGGUGACAUUGGAGGUCAGAUGGGAUUGUUCAUUGGAGCAAGCAUUCUCACUGUUCUGGAGCUCUUCGAUUAUGCUUAUGAGGUGAUUAAGCACAAGCUAUGCCGUCGGGGCAGGUGCCAGAAAGAGUCUAAAAGGAACAGUGCAGACAAGGGUGUAGCCCUCAGUCUGGAUGAUGUCAAGCGACAUAACCCCUGUGAGAGCCUCCGGGGCCAUCCUGCUGGGAUGACAUAUGCCGCCAACAUCCUACCUCACCAUCCGACCAGAGGCACCUUUGAGGACUUUACCUGCUGAGCCCUGCCAGUUGUCAUACCAAAGGCCUGGGAGGGAAGAGGAGGGCAAGGAAAACCUGGGGGAUUAAGCUGUUCAUCUGCCCUGGGGCUUACCAUUGCCCCUCCCACUCCAAGGGCAGCUCCCAACUCCCUUCAAAGUUUUUCUCUUCUAGAACUGGUGGAAGGGGGUCCUGAGUCCAGUGCCCUCCUCUACUCCCUUGCCCUCCAUACUCAUAUUUUUAUUUUUAACAAACAAAUAACAGAAAUAAAUUACAAAGAGAAAGG
Molecule: messenger RNA, 2526 nt
Organism: Sarcophilus harrisii (Tasmanian devil)
Lineage: Eukaryota; Metazoa; Chordata; Mammalia; Dasyuromorphia; Dasyuridae
Gene: ASIC1
Product: acid sensing ion channel subunit 1
Exons: 12
Coding region: 683-2263 (526 amino acids)
Biological process (GO): sodium ion transmembrane transport
Cellular component (GO): membrane
Source: RefSeq, a predicted model, not a curated record